GUCGGUGUCCGGGGCCGGGGCCUCCCCGCUGUCUGCGCUCUGCGACCCGGCGCACCUGGCGCACCGGAUAGUGGCGCUGGCCUUCAUGUGCUUCCUGGGCUUCGGCAGCUACUUCUGCUAUGAUAACCCCGCCGCCCUGCAGAUCCAGAUUCAGGAGGAUAUGCAGAUACCCACUGUGACCUUCAUGCUUCUGUACUCCUGGUACUCUUGGCCCAAUGUCAUUCUUUGUUUCUUUGGUGGCUUUUUGAUUGAUCGAGUGUUUGGAAUUCGGUGGGGCUCCAUUAUUUUUAGCCUCAUUGUCUGUAUUGGACAGGUCGUUUUUGCCAUGGGUGCCCUAGUUAAUGCUUUUUGGCUGAUGCAGUUGGGCAGAUUUGUAUUUGGGAUUGGUGGGGAGUCCUUAGCAGUUGCACAAAAUACCUAUGCUGUGAGUUGGUUUAAGGGCAAAGAAUUAAACCUGGUAUUUGGACUCCAACUUAGCAUGGCUAGAAUUGGAAGUACAGUGAACCUGAAUGUCAUGGGAUGGCUGUAUUCCAGGGUUGAAGGUUUGCUUGGUUACCCUGGUCACACGACGCUGGGCAUCACACUUAUGAUUGGGGGUGUAACGUGUAUCUUUUCACUAAUCUGUGCGUUGAUUCUUGGCUACUUGGACUGGAGAGCUGAGCGAAUCCUUCAUAAAGAACAGGGAAAAACUGGGGAAGUUAUCAGAUUGACAGACAUGAAGGACUUCUCGUUAUCCCUGUGGCUCAUAUUUGUGAUUUGUGCCUGUUACUAUGUGGCCGUGUUCCCUUUUAUUGGACUUGGCAAGGUCUUCUUUAUGGGGAAAUUUAAAGUAUCCACACAAGAAGCAAGUGCAAUUAACAGUAUCGUGUACGUCCUCUCAGCUCCUCUGUCUCCCGUCUUCGGGCUGAUGGUGGACAAAGCAGGCCGAAACAUCUUCUGGGUUAUGUGUGCGGUCGUGGCCACCAUGGCUUCCCACAUGAUGCUGGCAUUUACCUUCUGGAAUCCGUGGAUUGCCAUGUGUCUCCUUGGAAUCUCCUAUUCCCUGCUUGCCUGUGCAUUGUGGCCAAUGGUGGCUUUUGUUGUUCCAGAGCACCAGCUGGGGACCGCAUACGGCUUCAUGCAGUCCAUCCAGAAUCUUGGCCUGGCCAUAAUGUCUAUUGUUGCUGGGGAAGUAUUGGAUCUUUGGGGGUAUUUCUUUUUAGAAAUAUUCUUCAUUGCCUGUGUUUCUGUAUCACUUUUAGCAGUGGUUUUGCUGUACUUGGUGGAUUAUACUCGAGGAGGUAGCCUUAAUUGUUCUCCCAGGCAAAGGGUGGAGCUGUCAAAGAAGACUCACACCAAAUGAGUUUGAAGAGCAGUCAUCGCCAGAGAGGCAGCUGCAAUCCUGUGCUUGGGAGAGCCGGACACCGGGGAAGCAGUGAUGGCCUGGAAGGGGGGAAUGGACUCCUACCGUGUUUAACAGCUUCUUUCCAAAGUUCUUUGCUCCAAGUGUAUUUCUGUAACAUUGGACAUUAUCUUAGAUCAUGUCUUUUGUAUGGUUUGCUGCAAAGGGGUUACCCUUAACUGCUUGCUAUUAAUUUAUUUACUGUCUAAGUCCAUCAAAAUGCGCUGGAAAGCCUUGCUCCACUUUGCUGGGGGCAGUAGAUUAAAGGGGAUGAGACGGCCUCUGCUGAGGGGCUUUUUACUAGGUCAUCUCAUUUUUGUGUUUUCCGAAUCUGGAAAUUUGAGUAGGUUAUCUUUUUUUAAACCAAAAACAAGCAAGCCAACAGCCCCCAACCAACCAAAAGAACCCUGGAGUUUUAUAUCAAAUAAAAUGGAGUGUAACCGGAAAUGUA
Messenger RNA from Vombatus ursinus (common wombat), 1832 nucleotides. It is a transcript of the gene MFSD1, whose product is annotated as major facilitator superfamily domain containing 1. Gene Ontology annotation, biological process: transmembrane transport. Lineage: Eukaryota; Metazoa; Chordata; Mammalia; Diprotodontia; Vombatidae. Gene Ontology annotation, cellular component: lysosome. The record is from RefSeq and is a predicted model, not a curated record. The coding region runs from base 86 to 1342 and encodes 418 amino acids. The transcript has 16 exons. Gene Ontology annotation, molecular function: transmembrane transporter activity.